Molecule: messenger RNA, 3892 nt
Organism: Stylophora pistillata
Lineage: Eukaryota; Metazoa; Cnidaria; Anthozoa; Scleractinia; Pocilloporidae
Molecular function (GO): calcium ion binding
Source: RefSeq, a predicted model, not a curated record
AGACUUAAAUGUCAUGCGUACAAACUCAACACUAUGACGUCAGUGAGCCAGUUCACAAACCUAGACCUCUGAAACCAAAGUCCAGUGCACUAAAUGUAAGGCCACAUCGUUUCCCACAAUUCCACGUGCAUGUCAUAUAAACUGUUUCAUUAAAUGACCCAUACGGUCCUGCGCACGCAAUCCUAAUUAAUGUCUGUGAGUAUCUGAAAGUCACAUGUUUAAGCAGCAAAUUAAUAAAUGAAUGUGAGUUCACAUCUAUGAACAUUUUCAUAUACUCCCAAAGUUGAUUAUUGAUCGCUUCACGGGUUUAUUAUAGUUAGUUUGUUAGCUCAGUUGGUAGGACCAUGCAAUAUCAUCGCACGCGUCACGGGUUCAGCUCCUGUACAGGUCUGAAUUUUUCAGGCCUAAAAAUUACUGCGAAGGUCAUUCUUAUAUUCAUGUAUUCAUGUAUUUAUCUGCAGUUCACAUUUAUGAUUUUCACGUAUAUUCACGUUCAGUUUUGAUAAUGUGUGUUCAUUUCCGCAACUGUGUGAAUUCAGAUCCACUUGUGGGGGUAUGGACUCUCAAAUUCCAAUAAACGUCAGCUUCUUGCUGCAUUUUGUACGAAUAGCGCGCGGGCUCACUUUGGAACCCUUUCUCAUUAUGACGACACAGUGCUUGAUAUCACAGUCAGAUCUCGAAUGUCACGGCUAAGCGACAAUGAGGAGAAAACAUUUCUUCGUCAUUCUUCUCUUCCUUUCGUCUUUGUACGUUGCACUAUCGGCUCGAAUCCCUCUUUGUGGCUGGGAACUUGGAGUGCGCCGAAGGAGUUCGAACAUGAUUCCAGAUAGUCAAAUGAGUUCCUCGAGUGAAGACCCGAACUAUCCCGCGGCGAAUGGCCGACUCAAAGACAAGGGUUGGUCCCCGGAUGAACACAACGCCGAGGACAAGACUCCCUAUCUUCAAAUAGACCUUGGUGGACUGUAUCUAGUUUGUGGAUUUAAAAUCCAAGGCUGUUCCGGUAUGAGGCCACGCCCCGCCUGGGUGAUAAGAUACAGGGCUCAAGUAUCACCAGAAAAGGACUUUUGGGACGACUGGAAUUAUAUCAGGCCGGAGUUCCACGGAGGCAUAUCAGCUAGUGCCUUGAUCUACAGUAACGCGAAAGAACGAAAAGUUGGGCAAUAUGUCAGAAUAUUUCCAGUGUCUUUUAUGGCUAAGAUAUGUAUGAAAAUAGAAAUCUAUGGACAUCCUUACAUAGCCGGGAACCGUCCGGUAUUCGUCUUUAUGCCCAUGCAUGGUGGCUUUCUCGGAAAAAUGUACUACACCCGCACACAGGUGAAGAAAGUGGAAGGUACUUUGGUAACAUUGAAGGACGGGAAAGAGUACAAUCUUGAGCAAGAUUUUGCGCAGAUUGUUCCACUGUAUAAACCGCUGGUAGAAGAGCUCAGAGUUAACGCAUGUGUUAUUGUUUUGGAUGGAUAUCAGUACAAAUCAGGUCGCGUUCAUGGAAAGAAGUAUGGACACUAUCUAAUAGAGAUUUUAGAUGAAGAUAGACCACGAAUGUUCAAAGUCAACCAAAUACAUCCUGUUUUUAAUGCUUGGUGUGGAAAAAUCGACUUUUAUUCAAGUCAAUCUCGAAUCCGCCAAGAUGGUAUGUGUGGUGGAAUGAUCGUGCGAGUAGACUCCAAGAUUGUUUUCAAACCGAGCGGACAAAGUAUCUUGAUUCGAAUUUCUUAUCAAAUGAAAGAUCGAAAGAGGAUUGAUUUUAUGAGCGGCGAAGCGGUGGAUCCUGGAAAAGUUGUUUUGGGUGAAAUUGUCCUGUACGAGGAUAUGCAGGGAUGUAUUGCAAAAGGAAAGGUUACCUCCUAUAUGAAGCCACAAAACCUCUUUAUUAUCGAUGGAAAGCGCAUUAGAACCAGCAAAGUUCGUUCCUUAAGAUUUUUCGAUGACGACUGCAAGAGUGGAGAGUGGCAUUGUGAUCACAGCAGAUUUCCCUUCAGAGGAAAUCGAAGGAAGUGUCCAAAGCAAAUGACUUACAAUUUGAAAAGAUGUGCAGAUGAAGAUGAGUGUAAGACGGGUUUUGCGUCGUGUGCACCAGACGCCGUCUGCAAAAAUAGCCCAGGGUUUUACAAGUGCUCAUGCCCCACGGGUUUCAGGAGUAGAAACCCGCGAAAAGAAACUUGUCGCGACAUAGAUGAAUGUAAAGAGGGACCAUGCCACAAGGAUGCGCAUUGUAUAAACACCCCAGGGGUUUUCUAUUGUCACUGCAAGAAGGGAUUCGAGGGCGACGGCAAGAAAAGAUGUGACUACCGGGAUGAGUGUAAAGUUGCUGCCAACAAGCAAAAGUGCGAACAACACAAACACGCUGUCUGCGUGAGCUUCCCAGGUGAAUUCAAAUGCCAGUGUAAAGAGGGAUAUUACGGAGCUGAUAUUAACUCUUGUAAACUUGCCGAUGAAUGCAAACUUGGCAUCCACAAAUGUCACAAGUGGGCCAAAUGUGUGAAUACAGAAAAGAGUUAUGACUGCCACUGUAAAGAUGGGUUUGAAGGGAACGGAAAGGAAUGCAGGGACAUCGACGAAUGCAGUAAUUGGAGAGAGAAUGAUUGCUUGCAUAGUGAUACUGUUGUCUGCAAGAACACCAACGGUUCUUACGAGUGCGUUUGUGCGGAGGGUUAUACAGGGGAUGGAAAACAGUGCAAGAACAUUAACGAAUGCAGGACUGGUUCCCAUAAAUGCGUGAAGUACGCCGAGUGCAUCGAUAAGCUAAAAUUGUAUGACUGCAAAUGUAGAGUGGGUUUCCAUGGAGAUGGAAGAAAGGAAUGUACACCAAGUUCUGAAUGUAUGAGAAAUAUUCCUGACUGUGACCUUCCAAGAGCAACUUGUGAAGAAACUUCAAAAGGAAAGUUCAAAUGUAGCUGCAAGCCUGGUUACAAAGGAGACGGCAAGAAAUGUGCUGAUAUCGAUGAAUGCAAGAAUGACAUAUGCGACAAAAAUGCAGAGUGCAAAAAUCUUCCAGGACACUAUACGUGUACUUGCAAGAAAGGAUACCGCGGAAAUGGCUUGUCUUGUUCGGAUAUCGACGAAUGUGAAACUGGAUGGGCGUGUGGUGAAAACGCCGAAUGUGUGAACAACGAUGGUUCAUUCUGGUGCAACUGUAAUAAAGGGUACCGUGGAAAUCCUCCAUCUGAAAAAUGCCAGGAUAUCGAUGAAUGCAAAGUAGUGGACUGCGGUUAUGGAUUGAACUGUAACAACACUGUAGGGGCUUACGUUUGCUCUUGUGCUAAAGGCUUCCGUCCAACCGAGGCAAAACCUGGGGAAUGCCAUGAUAUUAAUGAGUGUGAUACCGAGUAUCCGUGUGGAAUGUAUAAUUAUUUGGAGUGCGUGAAUCAGCCUGGAAAUUAUACCUGUCACUGUAAAAAGGGCUACCGCUUUAACAAAAAGCACAAAGAAUGUCAAGACAUAAAUGAGUGCAGACAAAGAGCUAAAUGCGUGGAGAACUCAGUAUGCUUGAACGCUGAAGGAAGCUACGCUUGUGUCUGCGCCAACGGAUAUUCCGGCGAUGGAAAAUACUUUUGUGAAGCAACUGAUGCGACGGUGAGCAUCUUACACCAGACUGACAAAGUAUUAUUUCUCUUGUUCAUUAUUCUUGUUUAUUAUUUCUCUUAACCGUCCUGAUAACAAAUUUUUGAAGUAUUGAUGUGUUGCUCACGGUGCACCUUUGGUGGAUUCAACAUUAAAGCUGUUUUUGACUACCUUUGGAUUUCAAUAAAAAUUCUUGUUAUUUUUCCGAGAUGCGCCUUAGUUACAACGACCUAAGGUGUGACGUCACACCGUUUGCAAGGAGAGGUAGCGUACGUUGAAAUUUUACUAAGUUUCUUGAUAAUAAAAUUUCGAGCAACAACUGUUCUCCACC